Messenger RNA from Anopheles marshallii, 714 nucleotides. RefSeq lists its product as uncharacterized. The transcript has 4 exons. Bases 1 to 714 code for a protein of 237 amino acids. The record is from RefSeq and is a predicted model, not a curated record. NCBI's taxonomy places the organism in Eukaryota, Metazoa, Arthropoda, Insecta, Diptera, Culicidae.
AUGUUAUGGAAGUGGCUGGUGGACAACUUCAAGUACCGGCGAAAGUGUGGCUUCAUUUUUGGAAGAAGACGCCAUUCGGUUUUGGAAGUAUGCGGAAGCCACAAGAUCACCAGGCAACAAUACCAAGCAUUACUGGCAUGCAUCGAUUAUUUAGAACAACACAUUGACGUUUACGGGCUGUUCGUUACCGGGGGCAGCAUAAUGCACGUGAAAAAAAUAUACGAAAAAAUUAAAUCCGGAGCACCGAAUCUACUAGAAUACCUUCGCACAGUGCACGCACCAAGAGAGUGUGCGAUGGCUUUUCAUCAGUUUCUUUCCGUCUACCAAGUUCAGGUGCUUCCACAUCGUUGCAUCGAUAUCGUUUCGGGAGAUGUUGUCGGUGUGCCGAUGCGGCUCAUCGCACUGGACGUUCUAAACCUGCUGCACGAGGAGUUUGACGACACGCGGCUUCACUUUGCCAAACGAUAUCUGCAGCUGAUGCGCCGAUACACAGUGCACGGAUAUCUUCGGCCUACGGAAGUGCACGUCGUCAUUACGCCGUAUAUUGCACUGUCCAAAGUAUUCCCCAGGCCCGACACACGCACGAAUAUGCAGACGAAAGCAAUGACCCUGUUGGAGCUGUUUCUAAUGGCCCAACUGCUGGACGACCCGAUGUCUCUGUCCGCACAGUUACAACAAGCGUGUAUCUCAUAUUGGCGAAAAACGGAAGACUGA